Molecule: messenger RNA, 1374 nt
Organism: Caenorhabditis briggsae
Lineage: Eukaryota; Metazoa; Nematoda; Chromadorea; Rhabditida; Rhabditidae
Gene: Cbr-cyn-8
Product: Protein CBR-CYN-8
Exons: 5
Coding region: 1-1374 (457 amino acids)
Biological process (GO): protein peptidyl-prolyl isomerization
Cellular component (GO): intracellular membrane-bounded organelle
Molecular function (GO): peptidyl-prolyl cis-trans isomerase activity
Source: RefSeq, a predicted model, not a curated record
AUGUCCUCCCGUGAAGGCCGUGGCAACAAACGGACCUUUUUCGAUAUCACAAUUAAUGGAGAACCGGCUGGAAGGAUCGUGUUUGCGCUCUACAAUCAUAGCUGUCCAAGUACAGCCGAGAACUUUCGUGCUCUGUGCACUGGCGAGCUUGGUCAACUCUACGGACACAACGCCUCGUAUCAAGGAUCGAUCUUCCACAGGUGCAUUAAAGGAUUCAUGAUCCAAGGAGGAGACCUCACCCACAAGAACGGUCAAGGAGGAUUUUCGAUUUAUGGCCGCACAUUCGAUGACGAGAAUCUCUCCUUGCCUCACAAUAAGCCAUUCCUUCUGUCGAUGGCUAACAGAGGUCCGGAUACCAAUGGAUCACAAUUCUUUAUCACUACCGAGAAGGUUCCGCAUCUUGAUGGCAAGCAUGUCGUGUUUGGAGAGGUGGUAAAAGGCUUUGAUGUUGUUAAAAGAAUUGAGAAAGUGGAGACUGAAGAGGAAGAUAUGCCAGUACAACGAGUAACCAUUGCGCAUUGUGGAGAGAUGGUCCGCAAAUCAGAUGUAAUGGCUUCUGACAAGAAGAAGAAACAAGAUGAGCAGGGUGCUGAGCCAGAACCGGUUGGAUGCAAAAUGGAUGAUGAGCCAAAAACAGUUAACUGGUUGAUGCGUCGAUCCAGAUCCAGAACCCCAGAAGAUAGCAAGAAAAGCAAAAAGGACCGCGAGAGAGGUGGCAAUCGUGGCGAUCGUAGACGUCACGACCGCCAACGUGACCGUUAUGGUCGUGAACGCCGUUCUCGUUCAAGAAGUGGUAGCAGGGAUCGCCAUCGUGAUCGUGAACGUAACCGUGUUCCAGAUGAGAGAAGAUCCGGAAAAAGACCGGUGAGUAUUCCUAUUUCAAAAGCUGACUGUGAAGUGAACAAAUAUGAGCGUGAGCUUGGUGACUGCCAAGAGAUUCUAGUCAUCACCAACAAGGAUGGAAUCAAGGUUCGUGGACGAGGAAAGCUCACUUUCAUGGGAUCAAGAGACCGAUCAACGACUCCACCGCAUUGGAAGCGUGAAGAGAGCAAGAAACUGACCCUGGAGGAACAUCAGAAGCGCCAGGAAGAGAUGGAGGAAAGAAAACGAUUGCGAGCUGAACGUGAGAAGGAGGACGUUGAAAGAAAAGAACGCGAAGAGAAAGAGGCUAUGGAAAGGGCAGCUCAGCGCGAGCUGGAACGCCAGGAGGAAGAAGAGGCCAGAAAAAGAAGCAGAUCCAAUUCUCCACAGUCUCCAAGAGUCAAACAAGAACUAAUGUCGCAACGUCAAGAAUCGAAAGCGGAAUCCAACUCUUCUAGAUCAUCUUCUUCAUCAUCUGGCUCUUCAUCGUCGUCGGAUUCCGACUCGGAUUAG